AUGCUUAACACCUGUACUGGUUUUGAUUCAUUGCAUAACUCCGUUCUGCCUUGCCAAGACCAGUACUUUGUAGGAGGCCAGAGCUAUAAUUGCCCGUAUUCCACUACAACGUCAGAAUCUAGUGUUGACGUUUCCACGGAGACUUGGGUCUCUUUCUGGGCUGCUGGUCUCCUGGACGACAGAGAGCCCCAACAAGCACCACAGGCACAGGAAUCAUCCAGUGACUCCAAUUACCCUGUUCCUAACUCAUGUUCGUGGGAAGAGGCUCAGCUUUCCUCUCAGCUCUACAGAAAUAAGCAGCUCCAAGACACUCUAGUGCAGAAGGAAGAAGAACUCGCUAGGUUACACGAAGAGAAUAAUCAUCUCAGACAAUACCUGAAUUCUGCUGUGGUUAAAUGUCUUGAGGAAAAGGCCAAGAAAUUGCUGUCAUCAGAUGAGUUCUCCAAAGCAUGUGGACAAUUCAGAAAGAGAAAGAGGAAACCCAGAGAGCAAAGAUAUUUUCCUCCUGAGAUCCCCCAUCACAAAAAUGCCAAGAGAAACCUCUCUAGUGAAUUUGCUAACUGUGAAGAACAACCUGGGCCCCCUGUGGAUCCCUGGGUUCUUCAGACACUUGGGUUAAAAGACCUCAACACCAUCGAUGACACUUUAUCAGCUAACUACAGUGCCUUCUUUUCUCAUCCCAGAAGAACUGCCAGCACAUUUCCCUCAUUUCUGGAUGGUGCAGUUGAUUAUGAAAAUAUCCCCAGGGAGGAUCUGCCAAUUAACUAUGGAGGUGACGGAGCAACCCCCUCACAUAGCACUGCCAGGCCCAGGGAAGAUUUCCACUUCCUUUCUCAACUUUCAAACCCUCCAGGAGGGCUGCAAACUCCUCCUUACUAUACUUCUGAUGUGUCACCCAAUAAAACAGAGAUGGCCUUUUCCACAUCCCUGAGCCCUCACUGUAAUGUGAAAACUCAUUCCUUCCACCAGGGACAAGCCUUUGUUUGUCGAGAUGAGGAGGGAGGUUGGAAGUUUACCUGGGUCCCUAAGCAGUCUUAGUGACCCCUCUUCUAUCACAAAAGACUGCCAUCAACUCUGUUUACAAAGACUUCUCUUGCACUUGAACCUAUUUGGAAUACAGAAGCUCUUGCCCAGACUGUCUCCUGCCACUUUAAAUGUCACUCUCAAUUACCCACUUAAAUCUGCAGAGAACAGCUCCCAAGAAUCCAUAAUGAAACAUGCCUACCCUUCUUUCACCUAAAUUUGACUUGUUUGCACACCAACACCUGCUGUUGACUUCCUCCCUUUGCCCUGUACCUGAAAAGGUACUUUCCAAUUGCCUGAGUAUUCCUUUGAGGCCUACACAUGCUGUUCCAAUUACAACAAGUCUAACAGCUUUUCUUCUUUCAUCAAGCAGUUUAAAUGUUCACAGCCUCCACCCCUCUCACUUUUACCCUGUCCUGCUCCCCUGCAUUUCUGAAAACUCAGCCUUUAGAGUGAAUGCUAUUAUUGCUCCAAGUGCCUGUUAUUGAGUGUUCAGGUAGUGAGGGUGAGGUAGAAACAAGUGUCUUUGCUCAUCAUCGAACCCAAAGACGUAAUGUAGAUGGGAGCAGUGUUAUGUGUAGUGCAAUUCAGUAAGUUAAGCAUGCCGUGGUGGAGUUGACAGAGUCUCUUCAAAGAGCUGUAACUCUACUGAAUAAGCAAUACCACGGAUAAAUUAAAAGAUUAAAGAGAAUUAAAUGUUCCAUGGUGGAUCAGCUUCUAUAGGCACCUGGCAUUGCCUCUUUAACCCCCAUGACUCCAACUAGAGCAUGUUUGAGGGACUAGGUAACUACUCAUGAUCCUAAUUGCCCAGAUGCUGUCAAACUUCUGGUCCUGCAAGUAUAGGCUAGCCCAGCUCUGCCAUUGUCUCCCUCAUUCAUUUGCUUAUUUAUAUAAUCAUUUUUUCAUUCAUUGGCCUGCACAAAAUAUUUGUACAACACCUGCCAUGUACAGGAGCUGUGCAAUGGGGUAGUGAUGUGAGCAAGUUAGACCUUGUGGUCACCCUCAUGAGACUUAGAGCCACUUUUCUGCUGUGUCCUUGAGAAACCUACUUCCCAAGUGUGAAGAUUCAGUUUUCCUGGCUGCAGAAUACAGAAGCUAGAUGAGAUAAUCACUAGCAUUCUAUAAAUUGAGGCUGGGUCCACCAGCUUUACUCCAAUGCUGCCAUCCCAGCUCACCCUUCUCUUUAGUUUUGAUAGUACCAUAGGUACAUUGGGUGAGCUUUACAUACAUGCUUUUUUAAAGAUGAGCCAUUUGUAGUUAACCCAAGAAAUCACUGCUCUGAUCACAGUAUUCUUUUUCUGGUAUGAGCCCAUUUUGUAGGUUGAUUCAGACUAUGUGAGAGUAACUUGCAUCUAACAAAUAGAGUCAUUGAUUUUUAAAUGUGUGCAUAAAUUUAAUGUAAAUGUUAACAUCAAAGAUUUCUCUUUUUCUAAAUAAAAAAAAUAUUCUUAGUGCUCAUGUUAGUUCUCCGCAAGCAUCCUAUGCUUCCCUGAAUAAUUUACAUAUUAAAGAUGAGCACCUCUGUGUUUUUGGAAAAAAAACGUCAGUUAGAGAUAAAAUCUACCAUCUUUGCCUCUUUCCUGUUUUUCUUUUUUCCACGCCUCAGUAAGUCAAGUUGUACCAUCAACACCUGAGAACAUGAGUGUGCCCUUCGGAAUUCUUUGUACCCAAGACAUGACUUUUGUCGUUGUUGCACUCUGGUUUUUGCUUUAUUUUGGUCAUUGCAGGCAAGUAAUCUGUUUAAUAAAGUUUUGUUACCACCUGGUUUUGUUUAUAAUCCAUAAGAAAAAUCUAAGAUAUUAACUAAUAUUAUUCUCCAGAGUAUUUUCAUGACUUAGGAAGAGAUAGAACAUGUUCUAUUUUCUAAAAACAAACAAAUGACAAAAAAAAAAAAACACAAACAAAAACAAAAACAAAAACAAAAACAAAACAAAUAAACAA
Molecule: messenger RNA, 2964 nt
Organism: Canis lupus familiaris (dog)
Lineage: Eukaryota; Metazoa; Chordata; Mammalia; Carnivora; Canidae
Gene: GMNC
Product: geminin coiled-coil domain containing
Exons: 5
Coding region: 1-1038 (345 amino acids)
Biological process (GO): negative regulation of cell cycle; negative regulation of DNA replication
Cellular component (GO): nucleus
Source: RefSeq, a predicted model, not a curated record